This is a messenger RNA of Rotaria sp. Silwood1, 1473 nucleotides long. The record is from the annotation of a GenBank genome assembly. Lineage: Eukaryota; Metazoa; Rotifera; Eurotatoria; Philodinida; Philodinidae.
AUGUCAAAAAAAAAUUCUCAAACUCGUUUAUCUCAUAAUAUUACAAAAGGAAAUUUAAAAGAUUUAUCAAAUAAAUUCUCAAAAUUUGAAAUAAAUAAUAAAAGUAUUCGAAAAAGUUCAACUAAAAAAAAUUCUCUUGAUUAUUUUAUUGAAUCAAUAAAAAAAGGACAAUAUAAACGAAUUGUUGUUCUUGCUGGAGCUGGAAUUUCAACAGCAAGUGGUAUACCUGAUUUUCGAACAGCAGGUACAGGUUUAUAUGAUAAUUUACAACGUUAUAAUAUUCCAUACCCUGAAGCUAUAUUUGAAUUAAAUUAUUUCAAUAAAAAUCCAAAACCAUUUUUUGAUUUAGCAAAAGAACUUUAUCCAGGAAAAUAUUUUCCAAAUAUAAAUCAUUAUUUUAUUCGUUAUUUAUAUGAUAAAAAUAUUCUUCAUCGUGUUUAUACACAAAAUAUCGAUGGACUUGAAAGAAUGGCUGGUAUUCCAAAUGAUAAAAUAGUUGAAGCACAUGGAACAUUUCAAUAUGCAACAUGUCAACGAUGUCAUCAAAAAUAUCAAUGUGAAGAUAUUCGUCAAGAUAUAUUUGAUGAUAAAAUUCCAAUUUGUUGGAAAACAUCUCGAUGUAAUGGUAUUAUUAAACCAGAUAUUGUUUUUUUUGGUGAAGAUCUUCCAUCUCGAUUUCAACUUUAUCAACAAGAUUUACCUUCAUCUGAUUGUUGUAUUGUUAUGGGUACAUCAUUAGCUGUUUAUCCAUUUGCUGAUAUUGUUGAUUCAACAACACGUUCAACAAUUCGUCUUUUAAUUAAUCGACAAUUAGUUGGAACUUUUUUAUCACCAAGACCUUAUGAUAUAACAUUAAUUGGAGAUUUAGAAAUUAAUAUUAAACAACUUUUAACAAAAUUAGAUGCUCUUGAUUAUGUUUUAGAAUUGAUGAAUAAAGAGAAUUCAUUACAUGAACAAUAUCAGAAAAAUCUUUCAAAAAGUACAACAACAAGAAUAAAAACCGGAAAUGAUCGAUUAAAAGCUGCUGAAAUAUUUAUUGAACAAAAACGAAAAUUUUCAAUAUUAAAUUUUCAUCGUCAACAAGUUCAACUUGUACCUCAACCAAAUAUUCAUGUAUAUAAUGAAUCAACAAAAAUUUUGAUUGAAAAACAUAAUGAUGCUUUAUUAUUCAAGCGAAGACGAUCAAAAUCAGCUUUACCAAUUCUUCCAUCAAAACAAUCAUCCUCAUCAUCUUCCUCCUCCUCCUCCUCCUCUUCAUCAUCAUUAAAUAGUUCAUUGUCCGAAUGUGAAUUAAUGCCAUUUUCUUUUAAACGGCCACCAGACAGUAAAAUUCAAGCUGCAAGACAAAUCAUAGCGACACCAACAACAAAACUAACAAAUAAAUUUAUGCUAAUUAAUCGUGAUAAACAAGAUAUUAAACGACAACAGCAACGAAUGAGCAAUUAUCAUCUUAAUCGUAUUUAUUGUAUCUAA